Messenger RNA from Lodderomyces beijingensis, 1326 nucleotides. The record is from the annotation of a GenBank genome assembly. NCBI's taxonomy places the organism in Eukaryota, Fungi, Ascomycota, Pichiomycetes, Serinales, Debaryomycetaceae.
AUGACAUCUCAUGCUGAGCCGCCGGAAGGAUUGGCAAACAACAACAUCAACGGCGAAGAGGCCAACAUUUAUGGCAACGUUGACGAGCGUGGCGACGACAGGGCCCAGGAUGACUAUUCAGACUCCAAUUCAGACGACGAGCCCUUAGAUAAAGACCACAAGGAGAAAAACAGAAGGCCCGCUGAUAAUGCGUUUCGGCAGCAGAGAAUGAAAGCGUAUAACCCGGUGCUCACGGCAAAGACCGUCAUACCUAUCUUGAUCGGGAUUGCAAUAGUUUUCGUGCCACUCGGCGCGGCCAUGUGGUAUGCAUCCUACAAGAUUGAAGAAAUUGUCAUUGAUUACUCCCAGUGCGAAAAUUUGGCCAAUGCUGAUUACUGGACUGGUAUUCCUACAAAUUAUACGCAAUUCAACUACCGUAAACUGUUUGACAGCGUUAAGCCUUCGUUUGCUUGGAAAUUGGCCACUGAUAGUUCGCAAGAGUUUGAAGACGAGCGAAGAGUUUGUAUGAUUCAAUUCCAGGUCUUGGAAAAAAUCAAGGGCCCCUUGUACUUGUUUUACCGUUUGCACAAUUUCUACGCCAACCACCGUCGUUUCGUCAAGUCCUUUAGCGAGGACCAGUUGAAUGGCAAAGUGGCAAGUUUAGACGACAUCAAGAACACCGUGGGCCAAAAUUGCCAGCCCUUGUCCGAUGUAAAUGGAACACGCAUCUAUCCAUGUGGAUUGAUUGCAAACAGUUUGUUCAACGACACGUACUCGGCCGCGUUCCGUGCUGUUAACGGUACCUCGUCAGACAAGACGGUGCUUCUUACAGACAAGGGUAUAAACUGGGCUACAAACAAGAAUCGGUUCAAAAAGACCAAAUACAACUAUACCGACAUUAUCCCUCCUCCAAAUUGGUACAAGAUGUUCCCCAAUGGCUACAACGAGACGAACGUGCCUGAUAUUUCCACUUGGCCACAGUUCCAGAAUUGGAUGAGCCCUUCGGCACUCGCCACCUUCAACAAGCUAGCACUUCGUAACGACUCAGCUAGCUUAGAAAGCGGUGUUUACCAAAUCAACGUGGGCUUGCAUUUCCCCGUUUUGCCUUACAACGGCCACAAGUACAUCUACAUCUCGCAGAGAUCGGUUAUGGGAGGCAAGAACGACUUUUUGGGCAUUGCGUGGAUGGUGGGCGGUGCCAUUUGUUUUGUCCUUGGAUUAGCUUUGCUAAUUAUCAAUUUCAUCCAUCCUAGAAAAACGGGAGACGUGAACUUGUUGAGUUGGAAUAAGGAGAAGGCGGAGAGGGACGAAGAUAGUGCUGCAAAAGCUACUGGAUUUGAGAAAUAG